Rhipicephalus sanguineus (brown dog tick) is the source of this 989-nucleotide messenger RNA. Its product is annotated as lipase member K-like. The record is from RefSeq and is a predicted model, not a curated record. Gene Ontology annotation, biological process: lipid metabolic process. The coding region runs from base 24 to 989 and encodes 321 amino acids. Lineage: Eukaryota; Metazoa; Arthropoda; Arachnida; Ixodida; Ixodidae. The transcript has 7 exons.
ACAGGUUACAGCAGCGAGGCAGGAUGAAGGGCACCGUAGCGUUCGGAGGAAAAACAUACCACAAGGUGGGGGCCCUCGUGGCGAUCCUGGCGUCGAUACUUUGGCUGCGUCAACCGUCAGUGGGCAACGUGGACCCGGACGCUGAAAGGAGUGUGACCGAGAUAAUCGCCGACAAGGGCUACCCAGUCCAAGAGUAUGCGGUCACCACUCGCGACGGAUACGUGCUACCCCUGCAGAGGAUCCCUUACGGCCGACACGAGCUCCGGUCUUCGUCGUCGUCCCCUCAUCGCUUCCAUCCGGGACCUCCAGUGAUACUGAUGCACGCGCUUCUCUUCUCCUCCUAUGUGUGGGUGGUCAACGGGCCCGACCAGAGCUUACCCUAUAUUUUGGCCGAUGCCGGCUUCGACGUGUGGCUGGGUAACGUGAGAGGUAACAGCCAAUCGCGACACGUCAACUACACCUUUUACCAGAAGGAGUUAUGGGACUUCAGUUUCGAGGAGAUGAGCGAAUUCGACUUGCCAGACACGAUCGACUUCGUGUUAAACGUCACCAGUCACAACAAGACAUUCAUCAUCGGUCAUUCCAUGGGCGCAGCCACGACGUUCGUGUUACUCACAGAGAAGCCGGAGUACAACGACAAGAUACUGCUGUUUUCUGCCAUGGCACCGGCGGUACGCAUCCACAACAUGACGUCACAAAUACGUCACAUCCUGCCCUUCAUAGGCGAUCUUGCGCCUGUGGCUGCGCUGUUUGGCAGGUACGACUUCCUUUACCACGACCGGCUGAUUGACUUCACCGUGAAAACCCUGUGCCGCUAUCCGGUGUGCCGGGCCUUUUGUCCCUGGUUUAUUAGCUUCGCCUCCGGCCAGCAGACUCAACCAAUCAAUGCGACUCGCUUGCCCGUAUUUUUAAAGGACGUUCCUUCAGGGACGUCCUACAAGAAUAUGAUCCACAUGACGCAGGUGAGCAUGGAAGAUCCGAAAGCGUAG